AUAUCAAUGAGUGUGAUACUAAUAAUGGUGGAUGUGAACAGGACUGUAUCAAUACAAUAGGAAGCUAUCAGUGUCAGUGUAGAGAAGGAUUUCAGUUUACAAGGAAUGGAAGAAGCUGCGCUGAUAUUGAUGAGUGUGCUGAUAAAAAUGGAGGCUGUGAACAGAUUUGCAACAAUACCCUUGGUAGUUUCCAGUGUUCAUGCUUGAUAGGCUUUACUUUAACCAAUGAUGCUUUUUGUUCAGGUAAAAAUAUCAAUGAAUGUGCAUUAGUGGACAAUAGAUGCAGUCAUGAUUGUGUCAAUACUCCAGGAAGUUACCAUUGUACCUGUAAAGAUGGAUAUUACUUGAGCAAUGACAGUCAUACAUGUCUGGUUUGUAAUCUUGAAGAAGUCCUUAAAAGUAGAACAAUUUGUAAAGGUCUAGUAACUAUAGCUACAUCACCAACAAACAUUGGAGCAAUUGAGAAUACUUCAUCCAGUAGUUUGAUGGUUUUAGCAAUUAGUUCUGGAUUUAUUAUAAUUAUUGUAAUAAUAGGGAUAGCUUCUUGUGUUGUCAUUGUACUGCUCAUUGUUGUAAUUUACAAGCGUAAAAAGAAGCAGCCACACCAUGAAGAGCAGGCACAUGACAAUCCAAUGUUUCAUCGUGGUGAUGAAAUUAAAGAUAUCCCAGCAAACAAAAAAAUGUUUCGCAGUACUACCUCUAGGCUGAGGUACAGUCGUGUAACUGAGGAUGAGGAUGGUCUGGAGGAUGCUGCUGCUGAUCCAAGGGAUGACUGCAAGUAUAACUUAUUCUGUAGAAUACUCUUUUG
Molecule: messenger RNA, 808 nt
Organism: Amphimedon queenslandica
Lineage: Eukaryota; Metazoa; Porifera; Demospongiae; Haplosclerida; Niphatidae
Product: oncoprotein-induced transcript 3 protein-like
Exons: 8
Molecular function (GO): calcium ion binding
Source: RefSeq, a predicted model, not a curated record